Molecule: messenger RNA, 1651 nt
Organism: Lethenteron reissneri (Far Eastern brook lamprey)
Lineage: Eukaryota; Metazoa; Chordata; Hyperoartia; Petromyzontiformes; Petromyzontidae
Product: DNA-directed RNA polymerase III subunit RPC4-like
Biological process (GO): tRNA transcription by RNA polymerase III
Cellular component (GO): RNA polymerase III complex
Molecular function (GO): DNA binding
Source: RefSeq, a predicted model, not a curated record
ACCGCCGGGCCGCUCGACCAAUCAGAGAGGGCGGAGCCGAUGUUCUUGAUCGCCGAACGCGGGCCGCGUGGUAAAGGCGACUCCGAGACUCCGGGAAACUGGGAUUGUGAGGGAGCCCCCGUGCCCUAUAGGAGCCGCCUCUCCAGAGCGGCGGAGCGAUGUCGGGGCCUACGGGCUCGGGCGCUGGGGACGGGGCAAAGUCCCCCGCGCCCUCGGCCUCUCCCAUGCUGCUGCCCGGCAGGAAGGGGCCCCCGAUCGCGGGUGCCCCAACUCCGGGCCGUCUCCCGUCCAUCCGCUCUCGAGACCUCACCCUGGGCGGCGUGAAAAAGAAAACGUUCGCGCCGAACAUCCCGGUCCGAAAAGUGAAUGAGAGACCCAGGGAGGAGGGCGGCCCGUCGCCCGGACGUGGCGCCAAGCCGAGGGGUCGCGAGCGAGGCGGCCCCCGUGACGGUCGGGGUCGGGGUCGAGGUCGCGGCGAGGUCAUCCAGUCUCACUCAAUUUUCGAGCAGGGUCCGGCCGACGGACUGCGGCGCAAGACGGGCGGCUGGGAGGCUACGCCCAAUCCCGCCCAGACCGGCCUCACCCCCAUCAUCAACAUCAAGAAGGAGAAGUGCGAGACGGAGGAGGAGACCAAGAAGUUGCUCAACAUGCUCGAGCGAGACGACUUCGUCGAUGACCCGGGGCUCGUCAACGACCCCGGGAACCUGCCCAUCCAGCUGCCGCUGUCCCACUCCGGCGACACGUUCCGCGACGAACCCUCCUGCAAGGCGAAGGUGGAGAAGAUGGAGGUGGACCCGCCGCAGGCCGUCAAAGUCAAACAGGAGCCUGGCACGGAGGUGAAGGAUGAGGAGGGAGGACCGGUGCUCGCUCCUCCGCCCCAUCUCUCCUCGUCCGCGCCGAUAACGGUGAGCCAGCUGCUGCGCCAGCUUCGCCUGCAGGAGGAGGAGGAGGAGGGUCGCGGCCCCGGCGGUGGCGACGCCGCCGACUCUGGGCUGCUGUUCCUGCAGCUGCCCGACACGCUGCCGGGACAGCCGGCGUCCCGCGGGGCGGGCGACGCGGCCGGAGCCGACGAGCGAUCCAUCAAGCGGGAAAUUAAGACGGAGGACGGCCAGACGAUGCUGCUCAAGCAGGAGAAGGCCGAGGAGGCCGGCGGAGAGGGCGAUGGUGCCUGCACACUUCGGGACCUCUCCGAGGGCCAGGUGGGGCGGCUGAUUGUGCGCGCCUCUGGGAAGGUGCAACUGGUGCUGGGCACCGUCAAGCUUGAUGUCGGCAUGGGAACCAACUGCUCCUUCUUGCAGGAGCUGGUGUCGGUGCGCCUGCAGGAGGGGCGCACAGGCGACGCGACGGUGCUGGGCCACGUGUGCCACCGUCUCAUCUGCACACCCAACUUCGAGAGCCUCCUCCACGGCCACAGCAGGCUUGGGACCUGAGCUGGCCAGGGGCUUGGGGCCUGAACCCACUGACGGGUUGGGACCUGAUCCUAGUGACGGGUUGGGACCUGACCUGGCCAGGUGGUUGGGGCCUGGCCUGCUGGUCGGUUCGGGCUGAGCCUGCUGGUCGGUUCGGGCUGAGCCUGCUGGUCGGUUCGGGCUGAGCCUGCUGGUCGGUUCGGGCUGAGCCUGCUGGUCGGUUCGGGCUGAGCCUGCUGGUC